This is a messenger RNA of Eremothecium gossypii ATCC 10895, 1335 nucleotides long. RefSeq names its product dihydroorotate dehydrogenase (gene URA1). The coding region runs from base 1 to 1335 and encodes 444 amino acids. Gene Ontology annotation, molecular function: dihydroorotate dehydrogenase activity. Gene Ontology annotation, cellular component: cytoplasm; mitochondrial inner membrane. The transcript has a single exon. NCBI's taxonomy places the organism in Eukaryota, Fungi, Ascomycota, Saccharomycetes, Saccharomycetales, Saccharomycetaceae. Gene Ontology annotation, biological process: 'de novo' pyrimidine nucleobase biosynthetic process; pyrimidine ribonucleotide biosynthetic process. The record is from RefSeq and is marked provisional.
AUGAGUUACAAGAUGUUUGGAAGGUGCCGGACGGCAUGCUUCAGAUCACCCAACUUAUUUGCAGCCAAUAAGGGCAUGCCUCUCCAGGCAAGCGUUGCGGGUGGUGCUUCUAGAUAUAUCAUAGGUACUGCGAGUGUCUUGGUGGGAGCCAUGGCGGGCUUCUACAUCAUGAACUCGCGGUCUGCCAUUCAUGAAUACGUAUCCUGCCCAUUGGUGAGGCUCGUGACUCCGGACGCAGAAGACGGCCAUAAGCUCGGAAUCUGGUUCCUCAAGUAUGGAUUAGCGCCAAAAUUGAUGUUCGACAAGGACGACCCAGUCUUAAAGGUCGAGGUCUUUGGGAAGACGAUGAGCAACCCCAUUGGAUGUGCUGCUGGUCUGGAUAAGGACGGCGAGGCUAUCGAUGGCAUUGCUCAGAGUGGGUUUGGAUACGUGGAGAUUGGGACCGUGACUCCAUUGGCGCAGCCAGGUAACCCCAAGCCGCGCUUCUUCCGUCUGCCGAUGGACGAGGCUGUCAUCAACCGUUAUGGAUUCAAUUCUUCUGGUCAUAAGAAGGUAUACGAUAACGUUCUUUCCCGCGUGCGUCAAUUUCUUGGCGCUUACUUCAGGGACGAUACAGUGAACUCUCUGGCGCUUUACAAGGACAAACUUCUGGGAAUUAAUCUCGGAAAGAACAAGAAUGGUGACGAGGUUGAGGACUACCUGCGUGGUGUUGAGAAGUUCCAGUCCCUUGCCGAUGUACUAGUGAUCAAUGUUUCCUCUCCGAACACGCCCGGAUUACGCGACCUCCAGCAGGAGGGCAGAUUGACGGAGCUGUUAUCCAUGAUUGUGGCUAAGCGCAAUUCUUUGAUCAACGAGGGCAAUGUGCUCGGUGCAAGUACCCAUAAGCCACCUGUCCUGGUUAAAAUCGCACCGGAUUUGACCGAGCCAGAAUUGCAAUCGAUCGCAGAGGCGGCCAAGAAAUCGAGUAUUGACGGUAUCAUCGUUUCAAACACUACUAUCCAAAGGCCAGACUCGCUGUACACUGUCGAUGAGGAGCUGAAAAACCAGGCAGGCGGCUUGUCCGGCAAGCCCGUGAAACCAUUUGCGCUAAAAGCUUUGCGCACGAUACACCAAUACACAAAGGACACGAACCUGGUUUUGGUUGGAUGUGGUGGUAUCAGUAGUGGCCAGGAUGCCAUCGAGUUUGCCAAAGCGGGGGCGCACUUUGUGCAACUCUACACUGCGUACGCAUACAGAGGCCCUGGCUUAAUUGCGCGUAUCAAGGAUGAAGUCACAGAGGAGCUCAGGAACGAGGGCAAAACGUGGAUGGAGAUCAUUGGUCAAGAUGCCAAGUAA